Messenger RNA from Diprion similis, 977 nucleotides. RefSeq lists its product as uncharacterized. The coding region runs from base 188 to 835 and encodes 215 amino acids. Lineage: Eukaryota; Metazoa; Arthropoda; Insecta; Hymenoptera; Diprionidae. The record is from RefSeq and is a predicted model, not a curated record. The transcript has 5 exons.
GAAGGGGGAACCAGCGGUGCACUUCGAGGUACACUGUCUCCGCGUCUGUAGUGUGUCCGACGAUCGUACGUUCUUUGUUGUAUCAAUUCGACGUCACCCUCUCGUCGCCAGCGAAAUCGGCGGCUCCAGAACACCUCCGGAGAACCUACAGUUCCUUACUUCACCGUGAAACAUAUCGAAGUCCAAGAUGAGGCUCCGUAUUGUUACAUUGGUCGCUCUUUGCUUGAUCGCCGCAUGCAACUGUGCCGAAGAGGAAUACGAGUACGAUGACGAGCCAGCACCAGCCCCAGUGGCUCCAGUAACUCAGGCGCCUUCGAGGAACGCAGGACGUCUGGCUCUCUUGACCAGAGGACGAGGUCCAGUCGGAAGGAAACCUGCAUCGACCACCACAACUACCGCCAAGCCCGUUGAAGAACCCGUCGAAGAACUGGGAGGUGGUGAAGAGUACGAUGCGGAGAGUGAAGAGGCGGAAGAGGAAGUCCAGACCACGACGACCGAAGCCCCGAAGAAGAUUCGAGGAGGAGUCAGGCCCUUCAGAUCCAAUGAGGACCUUCUCGCCGCUCUGAAGAGGAGAAGAGCCCAGGUUGUUAACACCAACAGCAUUCGUGACUCUCCCACGACAGAGGCCGCUGAACCAACAACUCCACGACCAAAGUCAAUUUCGUCGAACAACAGUCGAAGCCGAGGUGGCCAAGCGGCGGACAGUGCAUCAAGAUCAAAUCGAGGCAGAUUUGGAGCCACACGAGGCACUGCCAAGCCCGUGCAGGAAGAGGUUGAGGAAGAAACCCAGCGGGAAGAAGUUCAAGUGAAGCCUAAGCCGUUCCGCAGAGGUUAAAAACGCGUGCAAGCAGCGUAUUCCGCUGCUAAAAUCAAUUCGCCAAUAACGAAGACAGAAGUUUGAAGCGAAGAAGUCAGCCCCAAAGUGCUGGUGGGGUGAUGGCUUGACUGAAGCCUCUACAUUUCUCUUUUUUUACAAU